Molecule: messenger RNA, 1551 nt
Organism: Dictyostelium discoideum AX4
Lineage: Eukaryota; Evosea; Eumycetozoa; Dictyosteliales; Dictyosteliaceae
Gene: cutA
Product: fatty acid elongase 3-ketoacyl-CoA synthase
Exons: 1
Coding region: 1-1551 (516 amino acids)
Biological process (GO): fatty acid biosynthetic process
Cellular component (GO): membrane
Molecular function (GO): acyltransferase activity, transferring groups other than amino-acyl groups; acyltransferase activity
Source: RefSeq, a predicted model, not a curated record
AUGGUAGAAGAAAAGAAAACUACUCAAGCAACACCAAGAGUUGAAGAGGAAGUUAAAUCAUAUUAUUAUCCAGAUAGAGAUGCAGAUAUGGAAGAGGUUGGACGUGGAUAUUCAAUAUGGAGAAAUAAUACAUUCCGUACUAUGGUAUUAGGAUUAACACCAUUGGUUAUAAUAAAUUUCAUUUACCUCUAUAAUAAUAGUGCUAUAUUAAUUGACAUUUUCGAUAAAUUUCAAACCAUGGUAUUGGAAGAGAUGUCAAAUCAAGAUCCAACCAAUAUUUACAUUAUAAUAACAUUGGCAUUCUUGUCAUUAUUAGGAUUGGAAUUGGUAAUUAGUGUAUUUUUAUCAAAGAGAAGAAGAGAGGUUUACUUGGUUGAUUUCAGUGUAUUCCAACCACCAGAGCAAUACAAAAUUUCACAUGAAUUCUUUGUUGAGCAUACAAAGAGUGUCGGAUGGUUCGAUCAAGAUUCAGUGGAUUUCCAAACUAAAUUAUUGUAUCGUACAGGUUUGGGUAAUGAGACUUACUUCCCAGCAGGUAUCACCAAAAAGUCACCAGACGUAUCGAUGGAGAGUGCACGUGAGGAGGCUCAAUUGGUGUUGUCAGGCUGUUUGGAUUCAUUGUUUGCAAAGACUGGUUUGAAACCACAAGAGAUCGAUAUCCUCAUUGUCAAUUGCUCCCUUUUCAAUCCAACACCAUCACUCGCUGCAAUGAUGAUGAAUAGAUAUAAGAUGCGUUCAGAUGUUUUAAGUUAUAAUCUAUCUGGUAUGGGUUGUUCUGCUGGUGCAAUCUCUAUUGAUUUGGCUAAACAGUUAUUACAAGUCCACAAGAAUGCCACCGCCGUUGUAUUAUCCACCGAGAAUAUCACACAAAAUUGGUAUCGUGGUAAUGAAAGAGCAAUGUUGGUCACCAAUACCCUCUUCCGUAUGGGUGGUGCUGCAAUUAUGUUAUCCAAUAAAUCAAAAUACUAUUGGACUGGUAAAUAUCGUUUGGUCGCAAGUGUUCGUGUCACUAAAUGUCACGAUGCCGCCUACAAUGCCGUAUACCAAACCGAGGAUAAUAAAGGUAACAAAGGUGUUAGAUUGGCAACAGGUAGGGAUUUAAUGACUGUGGUUGGUGAUUGUAUGAAAACUAAUUUCACUAUCUUGGGUCCAAUGGUUUUACCAUGGAGUGAACAAAUCAAAUUUUUCGUAAACUUUUGUCAUAGAAAAUUGGUUGGUGGUAAAAAAGUACCUGCAUACGUACCAAACUUUAAAAAAGCUUUCCAACAUUUUUGUAUUCAUGCUGGUGGUCGUGCCGUCAUUGACGGUCUCGAAGAGAACUUUAAUCUCUCUCCAUAUGAUGUUGAACCUUCAAGAGCUACCCUCUAUCGUUAUGGUAACACCUCUUCUUCCUCAAUUUGGUAUGAAUUAAACUUUAUCGAAAAGCAACAUUCAGUUAAAUGUGGUGAAAAAGUUUUACAAUUAAGUUUUGGUAGUGGUUUCAAAAUGAACUCUUUAGUUUGGCAAUCAAUUAGAGAUAUUGGUCCAUCAAAAAAAAAGAAAUUAAAUUGA